Messenger RNA from Heterocephalus glaber (naked mole-rat), 3496 nucleotides. Lineage: Eukaryota; Metazoa; Chordata; Mammalia; Rodentia; Bathyergidae. The record is from RefSeq and is a predicted model, not a curated record.
GCAGCGCUGCCUCUUCCCAGGCUAGACAGCUCCCUGGUGGCCGCCUCUCCUAGUCUGCAUCCUCCGUGGGCGUCGGUUCCUUGGCACGUGCCUUGCACAUGCUAGGUCUGGACCUGUGGAUUAUCAGAGUUGUGCCAGGGCGGGGGGGCCAGCAUGCCAUGCUGUGUGGACCACUGCUUCGGCUGACUCAAAUGGUGCUCUUUCCCGUGCUCUGCAUCACUGCUCUCUUUGUCCUGGAGAAAAAGGCAUCGCUGUAUCCAUGUUCCUCCCACACCCCCUGCUCUGUCAUACCCCAUUAGCAACCACUCCCUUCCUUUUAUGUGAUGCUUUUGCUGCUCACCAGCUCCCUGCCCCUCCCCCACCCCAUCUGCCCAGUAAUUUCCUUUUCUCCCUUCUGCAAAGCAGCUGCCAGCUCAGACUAACAUGAGUCUCAACAUGUGGACUCCCAGAAUCUUGAUGCCGAAGAAAUGCCAAUGAGGCCUCAGCCCUGCCCCUGCCUUGAAGCAAGACACUGGCUGAGCCAGCUCAUAUGAGCACAACUAGACAUCAAGACUGGGAUGGAAGAACCGGUGCCAGUGGAAGGCCAGGGCCAGCUCCCAAGUGCUCCCCAGGGCUCUCUGAGGAGGGCUGUGGCUGCUGCCCUGGCCCUGGAUGGGGAAUCCACCAUGGGUCGAAAGAAAAAGAAGAAAGAGUCCCGCCCAGAAUCUAUCAUCAUCUACCGGUCUGAUAAUGAGAACAUGGAGGAGGAGCCCGAGGAAUCAGAAGGUGGAGAUCAGCCUAAAGAGGAGGAGGGAGAGGAUUUCCUAGACUAUCCCAUGGAUGAUGGUAUGUGGAACAUGCCUGUGGACAGCCGCUAUGUCACAUUAACUGGGACCAUCACUCGAGGGAAGAAAAAAGGGCAGAUGGUGGACAUCCAUGUCACAUUGACAGAAAAGGAGCUGCAGGAACUAACCAAGCCCCAAGAGUCAUCAAAGGAAACAGCACCUGAAGGAAGAAAGGCCUGCCAGGCAGCUGUUGUGCUAUGUAUGGAUGUGAGCUUUGCCAUGAGUAACUCCUUUCCUGGUGAAGAAUCUCCAUUUGAACAAGCAAAGAAGGUGAUGACCAUGUUUGUCCAGCGACAGGUGUUUGCUGAGAGCAAAGAUGAGAUUGCUUUAGUCUUAUUUGGUACAGACAGCACUGACAAUGCCCUUGCUGUUGGGGACCAGUACCAGAACAUCACAGUGCACAGACACCUGAAGCUGCCAGAUUUUGAUUUGCUGGAGGACAUUGACAGCAGAAUCCAACUAGGUUCUCAACAAGCUGACUUCCUGGAUGCACUGAUCGUGUGCAUGGAUGUGAUUCAGCGUGAAACUGUGGGAAAGAAGUUUGAGAAGAGGCAUAUUGAAGUGUUCACUGACCUCAGCAGCCCAUUCAGCAAAGAUCAGCUGGAUAUUAUAAUUCAUAAUGUAAAGAAAAAUAGCAUCUCCCUACAAUUCUUUUUGCCUUUCCCUAUUGGCAAGAAAGAUGGAACUGGAGACAGAGGAGAUGGCAACUUGCACUUGAGUGACCAUGGGCCCUCUUUUCUUCAAAAAGGAGUCACUGAGCAGCAAAAAGAAGGUAUACAGAUAGUGAAAAAGAUGAUGCUGUCUUUAGAGGGAGUCAAUGGGCUGGAUGAAAUUUAUUCCUUCAGUGAGAGUCUGAGACAACUGUGCAUUUUCAAGAAAAUUGAAAGGCAUUCCAUGCCCUGGCCCUGCCAACUGACCAUUGGCUCCAACCUAUCUAUAAAGAUUGUGGCCUAUAAAUCGAUUCUGCAGGAGAAAGUUAAAAAGACUUGGAUAGUUGUGGAUGCACGAACCCUGAAGAAAGAAGAUAUACAAAAAGAAACAGUUUAUUGCUUAAAUGAUGAUGAUGAAACUGAAGUGUCCAAAGAAGACACUAUUCAAGGGUUCCGCUAUGGAAGUGACAUAAUUCCUUUCUCUAAAGUGGAUGAGGAACAAAUGAAAUAUAAAUCGGAGGGGAAGUGCUUUUCUGUUUUGGGAUUUUGUAGAUCUUCUCAGGUCCAGAGAAAAUUCUAUAUGGGAAAUCAAGUUUUAAAGGUCUUUCCAGCACAUGAUGAUGAGGCAGCAACAGUCGCACUUUCCUCCCUGAUUCAUGCUUUGGAUGAAUUAGACAUGGUGGCCAUAGUUCGAUAUGCUUAUGACAGAAGAGCUAAUCCUCAAGUUGGUGUGGCUUUUCCUUUUAUCAAGGAUGCCUAUGAGUGUUUAGUGUAUGUGCAACUGCCUUUCAUGGAAGACUUGCGGCAAUACAUGUUUUCAUCCCUGAAAAAUAAUAAGAAAUACACUCCCACAGAGGCACAGUUGAAUGCUGUUGAUGCUUUCAUUGAAUCUAUGAGUUUAAUAAAGAAAGAUGAAGAGGAAGACACCAUCAAAGACUUGUUUCCAACUACCAAAAUCCCAAAUCCUGAAUUUCAGAGAUUAUUUCAGUGUCUGCUGCACAGAGCUUUACACCCCCAGGAGCCUCUGCCCCCAAUCCAGCAGCAUAUUUUGAAUAUGCUGGAUCCCCCAACAGAGGUGACAGCAAAAUCUCAGAUUCCUCUCUCCAAAAUAAAGACCCUUUUCCCUCUGACCGAAGCCAUCAAGAGAAAAGAUCAAGUAACUGCUCAGGACAUUUUCCAAGACAACCAUGAAGAGGGACCUACUGUUAAAAAACACAAAACUGAGGAGGGAGAAGCCCACUUCAGUGUCUCUAGCCUGGCUGAAGGAAGUGUCACCAAGGUUGGAAGUGUGAAUCCUGCUGAAAACUUCCGUGCACUAGUGAGACAGAAGAAUGCCAGCUUUGAGGAAGCAAGUCACCAGCUAAUAAACCACAUUGAGCAGUUUUUGGAUACGAAUGAAACACCCUAUUUUAUGAAGAGCUUGGACUGCAUCAAAGCCUUCCGAGACGAAGCCAUUAAGUUUUCAGAAGAACAGUGCUUUAACAGUUUCCUGAAAUCCCUUCGAGAGAAAGUAGAAGUUAAGCAGUUAAAUCAUUUCUGGGAAAUUGUUGUUCAAGAUGGAAUUACUCUGAUCACCAAUGAUGAAGCCUCUGGAAGCUCUGUCACAGCUGAGGAAGCCAAAAAGAACCAAAGUACCCAGUACCAUCUCUCUGAUCCUUGCAGUGACCUGCUAAGAAUUGACAGGAGCAGAAUACCAUCCCUUUUACCACUAGGAAGCCAAGCCCCAGAAAGAUUAGUUUCUGGCUCCCAAAGAAAAACCAGAUGAAGACUCAGCAGCUGUAUUGGAAGAAGGUGGUGAUGUGGACGAUUUACUGGACAUGAUGUAGGUCACGGACAUGUGUCGAAUCAGAGUUGCUAUAUCCUUGGCACUGAGAGCUCCGAUAGAACAACCUGGAGGAGGCUGCCCCGGGAACCAGAAGCUUUGGAGAUCAUCCCAGAAGUGAAUCACCCUGAGUCUCUGGGAAGGGAAUGCACAUAUGUUUAGACCCUGUACAAGUUUAUAAAGUUAUUGUUAUUUUCUGA